Molecule: messenger RNA, 846 nt
Organism: Colletotrichum acutatum
Lineage: Eukaryota; Fungi; Ascomycota; Sordariomycetes; Glomerellales; Glomerellaceae
Product: family 61 glycosyl hydrolase
Exons: 1
Coding region: 1-846 (281 amino acids)
Source: RefSeq, a predicted model, not a curated record
AUGUUUUCCACCCCAGCAAUCUUUCUCGCGUUCAUUUCUCUAGCAUCAGCUCACAGCCGAGUGACAAAUUUCGUAAUCGACGGUACAUCCUACCAAGGCUUCAACACACGAUCCUCAAACCCCGACAUCCUGGCGGCAUGGAGCACCACAGUCAAGAAUGACGGUUGGGUCAGCACGGAGAGCUACGGCAAACCUGACAUCGUCUGUCAUAUCAAUGCGACCAACGCUCAGGGCCAUGCACCUAUUGCUGCUGGCGACACCAUCGACUUUCAAUGGCAAGGUUGGCCCGAGUCACAUCACGGCCCCGUCAUCACGUACCUUGCUUUCUGUGGUAUUGACAGAGGGUCCUGCGAGUCCAUCGACAAGACAAAGUUGAGGUUUUUUGCGAUUGACAAGGUCGGACUGGUUGAUCCGAGUGCGAAUGCCACGAGUUUUGCGACGGCGUGGGGAAUUUGGGCGAGCGACAUCCUCAUCAGUAAUAAUGCGACCUGGGCGGUGCAAAUUCCGCCCAAGAUCCAACCGGGUUACUAUGUGCUUCGACAUGAGAUCAUUGCACUCCAUUUUGCUAGGUAUGCAGGGCAGGGCGCGCAGCACUAUCCCCAGUGUGUCAACAUUGAAGUUACUGGCGGCGGGAGCGACGAACCCGCUGGGACGUCGGCCGUGGAUUUGUAUCAAGCGGCGGAGAAUGGGUUGAUCUAUGACAUUUCUCAAUCGCCUACUGGGACGUACAAGAUCCCGGGGCCGACGAUGUACAGUGGCGCAACGGCUUUCGUCUCUCAGACUGGGGUGCUGGUCCGUUCAUCGACAACUGCGAUACCCGGCCGACCGAUCGCAACUCAGAGUUGA